Symbiodinium necroappetens is the source of this 1452-nucleotide messenger RNA. The record is from the annotation of a GenBank genome assembly. Lineage: Eukaryota; Dinophyceae; Suessiales; Symbiodiniaceae.
AUGAGCGUGAUCCACUGGCUGCUCGGGCACUGGGCGCCGGUCUCCGCCCUGCUCUACCUGGCGCUGGCGAUCGCCGUGUCGGUGCAUGUCCUGCUGGCCAAGCGCGACGUGCGCGCCACCGUCGCCUGGGUCGGCCUGGCCUGGCUCUCGCCGGUGAUCGGUGCCGUCGCCUAUCUACUGUUCGGCAUCAACCGCAUCAACCGCAAGGCCUCGCGGCUGCUGCCGACGGCCCCGGACGGCACGGCCCAGCGCCGGGGCUACACCCUGGACCUGGACCAUCUCGACGCCUCGGCGCCGGGCGGCCGCCUGGUCGCGCUGGCGCGCCUGGGCGAGAACCUCAGCCACCUGCCGAUCGUCGGCGGCAACCGGGUCGAGCCCCGGGCCAACGGCGACGACGCCUACCCGGACAUGCUGGCGGCGAUCCGCGACGCCCGCCACUCGAUCGCGCUUUCCUCCUACAUCUUCCGCGACGACGCGGCCGGCGCCCCCUUCGUCGCGGCGCUGGCCGAAGCCCAGGCGCGCGGCGUGGCCGUGCGGGUCCUGCUGGACGGCAUGGGCGCCGGCUACCUGCUGGCCCCAGGCGUCGCCGCGCUGCGCCGGCGCGGCGUGCCCACCGCGCGUUUCCUGCACUCCCUGGCGCCCUGGCGGAUGCCCUACCUGAAUCUCCGCUCGCAUCGGAAGAUCCUGGUGGUCGACGGCCGCAUCGGCUUCACCGGCGGGCUCAACAUCGGGUCCGAGAACCUGCUGGCGCGCGCCGGGCCGGACGGCGUGCAGGACCUGCAUUUCCGCAUCGAGGGGCCGGUGGUGCGCCACCUGAUGGACUGCUUCGCCGAGGACUGGGCCUUCACCACCGGCGAGCAGCUCGCGGGCGAGCGCUGGUUUCCGGAGCUGGCGGGACGCGGCGCGAUCUACGCCCGGGGCCUGGCCAGCGGGCCCGACGAGUCGGUGGGACGCCUGGCCUGGACCAUCGCCGGCGCCCUGGGCCGGGCCGAGCGCUCGGUGCGCAUCGUCACGCCCUACUUCCUGCCGGAGCAGACGCUGAUGGCCGCGCUGACCCUGGCCGCCCUGCGCGGGGUCGCCGUGGACAUCGUGAUCCCGGCCCGGGGCAACCACCGCGUCAUGGACUGGGCCGCCUGGGCGCAGCACGACCAGGUGCUGGAGCCGGGCUGCCGCCUCCACCUGGCGCCGCCGCCCUUCGACCACAGCAAGCUAAUGACCGUCGACGGCCGCUGGGCGCUGUUCGGCUCGGCCAACUGGGACGCGCGCAGCCUGCGCCUCAACUUCGAGUUCAACGUGGAGUGCUACAGCCCGGAGUUGGCCGGCGCGCUGGACGCGCGCAUCGACAAGAAGAUCGCCGCCGCCCGGCCGCUCAGCCUGGCCGAGGUGCGCGCCCGCCCGCUGCCGGUGCAGAUCCGCGACGGGGUGGCGCGCCUGCUGCUGCCCUAUCUGUAG